ACUCGGUACAACGUACAGUAGCAGCUAGCAGCCUUUACUCGUCCACGGUCUUUCGCGGUGGAACGGCGAGUGCGCGCGCGAAAAUUCACACCUCGAGAAAGAGCGAAAAGGAAAGGAAGAGGCGAGAACGAGGGUAGCUCCUGCGCGGCGGACCCGCCGCCGAUCGGGCGACAUUGAGGGAAGAAGAGCGCGCGGUCUUCUUCGUGGAAGAUGUAACGAUUUCCACGGGAUUUUUCUCUCGCGAGGAAGGGAGGAGAAAACGGCGCGCCGACGGGAUAGAAGAGGCGAGGAGCCCGCUAGCAGCGAUCGCCAGCGAUUUUCUUAUUUGAAAGGGAGGGACGCUUCGCCAUCGAGAGGGAAGUUGAUGGCGUGAGGCGUCAUCGGCGCGCGGACGCGGACUCGCCCGUUUUCUUCACGGAGGAGAGAAAGAGAGAGAGAGCCGAGGCUCACCGACAGCCAGGAUGCACGCGGUUGGAUUGCACUCGGCGCUGGCCAUCAAGCGUCAGCGAAUGCGCCGGGACGAGCAACGUCGCGCGCGCGAGCGUCGUUAUAGCGCACAAUCGGGCGAAAGCGGCCUGACGUCGCCUAGGGCCUCGACCGGAUCGCUCAACCACCACGGCAGGCAUCACAAGGGCACGCAUGGCGGGGCGCGCACAGCCGGCCAGGGCAUGCUGGACACCAAGGUGGUCACCUCAAUCGGGAUGCUGCACAUCGGCGUGGUCUUUCUGGUGCUGGGCGCCUUCCUGCUGAUGAGCGGCCUGCUACCGGGUGACCUCGCUCACUGGGGCACCAAGGCGUCCGGCGGCUGGUGGAACGAGCUCGUCGCUGUCGGCCUCUUCGCGAUCCUCGUCGGCGUCUUCCUCAUCGUCCUGAAUCGCGUGAUCGCCAAGAAGGAGGAGGACGAUCUCGAGGAGUACGUUCAACGGCAGCUCACCAGGUCCCGAUCCGGCCAUCGAUUGGAGCGGGACGUCGAGACCGGCGGGCUGACUACUCGCCACGCCAGACGAGCCAAGCAGAUGCGACAGGUCUCGUCAGACGUCUCCCUUGACAGUAAGGGCAAUGGCAAGCUCGACGGUAACGGUGGUUCGCCGCCACGAAGCCCGCCGCCCGCGUACACGCCGCAGAUCUCCGUCAACGAUGACAAUCAGACGCCGGUUGUCCAAUCGGCGCUCUAUCUCGAGCAGAUCACCGAGGAGGAGAUUAUCAGCGAUCGCGUCGAGACCUCGACCACCACUAGCCUCAGUCCAGGCUCUCCCAGCGAGACCCGGGAGCUGCUGCAGAACGCCCGAUACUCGAAGCAGAAUGGAAACCCCCAGCAGGUUCAUCGGCCACUUUACGUCUCGAAAAUCUAAACGGUAGGAUCGUAAAAGAUAGAGAGAGGGAGGGAGAGAGAGAGAAAGAGGAGCAAAGCGGACAACCGGAUUACGCGCGAAACAGUCCGCUCUUUUUAUCUGGGAUUCGUAUCCAGGCGUCUUCCGACACCGGCAGUAUUCUUCUCGGACUGAAUUUCCGUACAUACAUAUUCCCGCGUCGCGACUUCAAUGGUUACAAUGAAAUUGCGAGAGAACGCGACGCUGUAAAAUACGAAUACUAUUCGAUACCAACGGCAGACUUGGGAAGACUUGUAUUGGGAAUCCUCACGUGGAUUAAGCGGCGACUUUUGCGCGGCGCCGACGGUCCUCGUAUUUACGAGCCAAGACGCGCGUCGUGCGUUAUAUCGUUUUUUUUUUUUUUCGAAGGCGGCUUGAAAAGCGCGAAAUCGUUUCGAUAAUCAUACGUACAUAAUCAUAAUCGUAAUCGUAAUCGUAAACACAAACGUAUACACGUACGACACGCUCGACGGACGAAGUAGAAAGUUGAAGAAUCGAAUUUUCAAGGACCAAGAACACUACCCGUGAAGAUUAUAUUGUAGAAAGAGGCACAACUUUGCGAAACAAUUUUGCUGUUAAAAUGCAUAUAUAUAAUAUAUACUGGGAAGUAUAUUCGAUAAAUAAUCGUUGGAAAUAAUCGUUUCUACUUGAAACAAUCUAUUAGGCGUAUAAGCGACGGCGCAUAUUACGGUAGCAUUUAUUACCUUCUAUACACUUUUUAUUUAUCUUGCAUAAGUUCGAUUCUCUCGAUCAAGUCCGUGGCUACAUAUUGCGGACGCCUAUUGAAUUUGGAUUCUGAAACUGCAAACUGUUAAUUUGCUAAUCAGAUAGAAGUAGCCAAAGUUCUGGAUUAUGAAUCGUAGAACAGGCGAGCCUCUAUUUUUGCGAUUCGUGGUACCUAAUUCAUAAACAUUGAAAUAUGAUUGUUUAUUGUGACUAUCUGAUAUUUGUGAAUCAAUAUUUUUCGCUUAGGUGUAGAUAAAGCCAUAAUUAGAAGCAAACGGCAUUCUUACAUACACUCGAUUCUUCGUAAGUCAAAUAUUUUAUUGUCUUCUUAUUUACAAUUAAUUUUUGAUUAAAUUUUUUUAUCAUUGAAUAAAAAAAGAAUCUAAAAAGCCUGUUUCGAAAUUUCGACAAUUUUUAGUUGAUAUUGUAGAGGCAGGACAUCCUUAACAAUUUGCAAUUCGCAAUCCGAAUCCAAUCCGCUGUUCCAAACAUCGAAACGCUUAAAGAAACGGAUGUACACAUUGAUAUCUAAAUAUUCUAUAAAAAUGCGAUCGUUAUUUAUUCUCUUUAAUCAUUAAUUGAGUACCCUUGUACCGUUCGAAGCGAUUGAUCUUGAUUAUUAAAAGAUCACGAAAAUCAUAAUUUCUCAACUAUCGUUACAUUUAAUAUUAUCGCGCGUACAGCGUCAGAAAUGAAAGAGUUAUUUAUAUACACUAACGUACAUACGAUGCGAACCGAAGACGUAAUCUCCGAAAGGAUGGUUCGAUGGCAUUUACGACGACAUUCCGAAAUUUGAUUUUGAUAUAUUCUAUAGCGCUAAUAUCUAUCUUUAACUUUGAAAAUAUGAUUGAUAUGUGCAACUAUUCGUCCAGCGACUGUUGGCGCAGCAGUAUUGUUAAGCUAGUUGAUAAUUUGUAUAAUAGGCUAUAUUCCUUUUUAUAAUAUAUUAAGCGUUUAUUUACGCGUGAAUACACACGUACUAGCUUUAAUCGGUGAGAUCCCGGGGACGAAUGACGUUGCACGCAAUUCUCUUAUAGAUAUAUAACUGUGUGUAUACGUGUGUACGUUAUUUCACUUGAAUCAAUGAUUCGUUCGUUCGUUCUCGGAUAUCUCUCUUCAAAAUGAAAUAUCGCUAUGCUCGGGCGCUACUAUUCUGUGAUCCUAAGAAAAGACAAGUUAUAAUCGUCUUAUACACAUACACAUACAUACACACACAUACAUACAUGCACAUUUUACACGUUGGAUGAUUUUAUUGAAAAUGUUCUUUCGAGCGGGAUUGUGGGCGCGCGCGCGCGCGCGUGUGCAUUCUCUGAUACGCAUUAUAACUGUAUACUCACACACGCAUGCCGCGUAAUUACGUGCUCUUUUUAUCGCCAUCGUGGGGCACUCCAACUAUUCCUUAAUGGAACAUUCUUACUGUAUAUUUAAUUGUGCGUAAUUACAAUUUUUUACCUUUUGCAAAUGUGUGAGAGAAUGUGUGUGUGUGUGUGUGUGUGUACGCGAGAGAGAGAGAGAGAGAGAGAGAGAGAGAGAGAGAGAGAGAGAGAGAGAGACCCCAUGAGAGUACAGAUGCGAAUAAAAAGGGCGAAUUCAUUACGAUUAAAUCGGAACCGGUUGUCGCGUGUAAAUUGGAGACAUAUUGGGGCCGUCCUUAAAAGAAAAA
This is a messenger RNA of Monomorium pharaonis (pharaoh ant), 3759 nucleotides long. RefSeq lists its product as uncharacterized. The coding region runs from base 462 to 1352 and encodes 296 amino acids. Lineage: Eukaryota; Metazoa; Arthropoda; Insecta; Hymenoptera; Formicidae. The record is from RefSeq and is a predicted model, not a curated record. The transcript has 2 exons.